AUGCAAAAUCCUACUGAUUAUCACUAUCGUGCUGUUCAACACAUUCUCAGGUACAUCAAAUCCGAGCCAUCUCAAGGAUUAUUCUUUCCCACAGACUCUCAUAUGCAACUAAAAGGCUUCAGUGACUCUGAUUGGGCCACUUGUCCCAACACUCAAAGAUCCACCACAGGCUUCUGUGUUUUUCUUGGAUCGUCUCUCAUCUCCUGGAAAUCUAAGAAGCAAAAGACGGUCUCCAGAUCUUCCACAGAAGCUGAGUACCGCGCUCUUGCUACCACUGUAUGUGAAAUACAGUGGCUUCGUUAUCUCCUACAGGACCUUCAAAUUGAAGAAUCCGGAACUCCUGUUUUGUACUGCGAUAACAGGUCUGCGAGACAUAUUGCUCACAACCAGAGUUUUCACGAACGCACCAAGCAUAUUGAGCUUGACUGCCAUGUCGUUCGUGAGAAGAUUCAAGAAGGUCUUCUUCAUCUUGUUCCCGUUCGAUCCGACGAGCAAUUGGCCGACCUCUUCACUAAGUUCCCACACCGUGUCAGAUUCAGAACCAUUGUUCCCAAGCUUGGACUGGUGAGUAUACACCGUCCAGCUUGA
This is a messenger RNA of Vigna radiata var. radiata (mung bean), 588 nucleotides long. RefSeq lists its product as uncharacterized. The coding region runs from base 1 to 588 and encodes 195 amino acids. The record is from RefSeq and is a predicted model, not a curated record. The transcript has a single exon. Lineage: Eukaryota; Viridiplantae; Streptophyta; Magnoliopsida; Fabales; Fabaceae.